This is a messenger RNA of Trematosphaeria pertusa, 1355 nucleotides long. RefSeq lists its product as uncharacterized. The coding region runs from base 121 to 1176 and encodes 351 amino acids. Gene Ontology annotation, biological process: transmembrane transport; metal ion transport. Gene Ontology annotation, cellular component: membrane. The record is from RefSeq and is a predicted model, not a curated record. Lineage: Eukaryota; Fungi; Ascomycota; Dothideomycetes; Pleosporales; Trematosphaeriaceae. The transcript has 5 exons. Gene Ontology annotation, molecular function: metal ion transmembrane transporter activity.
CUUCUAACUCCACCAAGAUUAAAACGGCUUCAGAGUUAGCAAAUCUCAUCAUUCUCAAAUGCUCAGGCUCCUUUUUCCCUACUCCAACCGAAGUCGACCCCACGGGUUUUUUUGGAUUUCAUGGGCUUCUUUGAAAUCGCGAUUGGGGACGUAAAAAUGAAAGAGACUAGGGCCUUCAACAGGCUAUGGGAGCAUUCAAAUGAAAUGCAAUCCCUGCAAGAAACACUGCGUGACAGGAAGAAGCAUCUAAGUGCGGCCCGUGUGACGCAUCGAAAAUAUCGGGAGCUUAGCGAUAAGGAGAUUGAAAGCAAGAUACAGGCCGAAGUCAGCGCCCUGACUAACAUCACGGAGGAGACGAACCUGCUAAAAGAGAUAAAGGACAUCUUGGACGAGCUAAAUAGCAUUCUUCUAAUAUUCAAGCAGCAGGAGCUUGUCGUGCAGUCUAUGGGCAAACAUGAGGAUGCCGAGGAAUUCGAUGAGGAUACAGGAGAGCUUCUUUCGCCAGCAGACAGCCCGAAGUAUCGGAUGCGUAGUCGCAUUCAGCGCUCCCAUUCAGAGCUUCUACGAACGAUUAGGGAUCAUAAGCGAGAUGUUGAGAUGCUUGAACUCGAAGCAGUUCGAACGCAUGAUUCUCUUAGCAUGCUUCUGGACCUGAAACAAAAGCAAGCCAGUGUUCUCGAAGCUGACUAUGCGCGGCAAGAAACGGUCGAGACGACGUCCCAAGGAAAGACUCUGCUAGUCUUCACCACUGUCACUAUUAUCUUCUUGCCACUGUCCUUCAUCGCAGGGUUCUUCAGCAUGAAUGCACGGGAGAUCAAUGGAUAUGAGCGACCCAUCCGGCAGAUCAUGGCCAUCAUGAUACCGAGCACUGUAGCUGUUCUCUCAAUUGCCGUUGCAGUAGCCUAUGCCGGCAAGAUCCGUCAUGCCUGGGCCUUCGCAGGAGGAGCGCCCAUCAGUUCCACAGGAGGGUUACUCGCCGGAGACGUCUUGUGUUUUCUAGAAGAGUUGUUCUGGCUUAUCUGCAACAUCCCUAGCUGGAUACUCUCUGUUGCUUGGUUCGUGAUACGCUGGUUGGGGUCGGUGGCCGCGUCCGUACGAAAUCCAUGGGUGGAGACUCCUGGGCCUGCUUAUCCGGGUAUUCCAGCGUAUAACCGCAUUCGGGGACGGUUGUUUUGAGUGCGAUGCCUUUCGCUGGAGGCCUCUUCAUAGAGUCGCUAGGAAGUAGGCUUGGGACUGUAGGAAGAGCUCAACUUAAGGUCGAUGUUCCUGUCGGCUGCGCUCUGGCGGGUUCUCCAACUGACUUCACUAGGCUAACGUCAAUAAUACUCAUCAGAGGGCGUAUAGUGCCUCGCGUG